AAAAACAAACAUUUCAAAACAAAGCUUUUUGUCUGACAAACUAGGAAGUAGAGACUACCCAGUCUCCCUGUUGUGGUGUUUUAGGAUUAUCUUGCUUUGUGCUUUGUGUUUGUUUAUUAAGUAAACAAUUUCGAAGAUUUGAUACCAGCAAUUGUUUAUUUGAGAAUUUGUGCACAGUAUCCAUUGAUGAGCCAUUUCUUCUUAAAAAAUAUUGGCUAAAACUUUGUUGUGAGCAUAAGCCCUAGAAUGCUUACUGGGCUUUGGAUCAAAAUAGGCCAAUCUGAGAUAGGAGCACAUGACUGUAAAAGAUUGCCCAUUCAGAGACACUUGCAUAUAAAAAUUAUUUAUUUAUCAUACCUUGUAUAUUCGUUUUUCAUUUGUUUUGGUAUUUAAGUUAUGUCAGUUUCUUUUGUCAGUCAAUCCAAGUAGAGUACAAAUUAUGAAUACAUACAUCUGAAAUGCAUAACUGCACUGAUUUUAUGAUGAGCCCUAUUUUGUGCUAUUGCUGUAUUAGGAUUUGAUUUUGGUUUCAUAAAAAUGGUUAAUUUUUAUUUUUUGCAAUUUUCUUAUAGGUUUUAUUGCCUGUAUGGUUAAGAAUUUUGUGAUUUACACAGAAACACUAGGCAAUGAUGUAGUUCAAAGCAGAGUCAAUUUUUAGUGCUGUAAGAUGGGUGUUCAUGGCCUCUGGCAGCUGUUGCAGCCGGCUGGGAAGCCUAUUCCUCUUGAAAUGUUGGAAGGGAAGGUUUUAGCUAUUGAUGUCAGUAUCUGGUUGAAUAAGGCAGCGAAGGGAAUGAGGGACAAGUUUGGAAAUCCAGUUCAUAAUGCACACCUUAUUGUGAUUUUUCAUCGCAUUUGCAAGUUGCUGUUUUACAAAGUGAAGCCCAUUUUUGUUUUUGAUGGUGGGGUACCAGAAUUGAAGAAGAAGACAAUAGCUGCCAGAAGAGAGAGAAAAAUUGCUGCUGAGGGAAAGGCACACAAGGCAAGUAAGAAAAUUCUGCACAACUUUAUCAAAGGGAAGGCUCUGGAAACAGUUACAGGAAAGAAAGGAAUGAGGCACGUAAAUUUAUCAAGACCAGAAGCUCAAGAUCUAUUCGAACUUCCACCAUUGCCCAUUACAAGAGAAAAUGUAAGCUCUUCAGAAAGUGAUGACAAUGUUGAUGCAGAGGCAGAAUGGAUCUCGGGGAUGAGAAGUGAAAACGUAGAGAAAAUGCUUGAAGAAAUCACAAAAGUCGAUAUGGAUGCAGAGGAAUUUAAAACUUUGCCACCUGAAAUACAGCAUGAGCUUUUGAUGGAAAUGAAAGACUCGUAUAGACGAAGAUAUAAUAGGAGUAAAUCACAGCUGAUGCCUGAGGAUGCACACGACUUUUCAGACUUCCAAUUGAAGAAUUUAUUCCGUCGUGGAAAAAUUACCAAAAAGAUCGGGGAUGUCAGAAAGGAAAUGAAUUCUAAAUCAUCUGGUGAUAUAGGGGAGCUGGAAGAAGAAAGCUACCUGCGGAAGAAUAUGAAAACAUUUGAAGCAAGUCGAGUUGCCUCUGAGGAUAAACGACAUUACAUUUUGCUGAAAAAAGACAAAAAGAAAGGGGAAAAUAUUUUAUUCAGUUCGUCAAUAGAUAUAACAAGCCAGUCGGAUAUUUAUAAAGGAGUCAAGCGAAAAGAACAUUUUGAACGCUUGGAAAGAGAACCAAUCAAGUUUAAUAGUUCGUCUAUUGAUAGGUUGGGAACUGCCGAUUUUAUGUCUGAUACCACGGAAGAAAGUGAUUUUGACGAGGAAUUCUCAUCUAGAGAAGCUGAAAAGUUCAGAAUAAGUCAAAAGGACGAGGUCGAAGGUGACAAAUCAAAGGGCAAAGUUAAAGGGGUUGAGUUGAGGGGCCAAGAAUCAGGGGGCAAACGUGAAACAGAGAGAAGUUUGCCAUAUGUGGAGGAUGCCUGUUUGAAUUCUCUAGGGGCUAUUUCUAAUGAAACAAACGAAUCGUUCGAGGCUACCAGGUCUGUAAACACAACACAUGUAAAUAAAAAGUUGGUCAGUUUUCAACCGGAAAGUAGUUCUGACGAUGCAGAGAAUUUCUCAAGUGAAAAUGCCAAUGAUGAUUUAAACGCUCCUAUUGAUGAUGUUGCUGCAGCAAAAUACACUUAUGGGUCUCUCCGUGAGGAGGAAAUUGAAUCUCAAGUGGUCCCCUCUACGGUACCAAACAGUGCGAAAGCAAGUUUUGUAGUUGAGGAUUCCAGUUGUGAAGAAUUGGCUACCGUUGAAAAAACAGUAGCUGAUGAACUUUCAAAUGACCGAAAAUCGCCGGUGUUUCCUUCAGAAGACCUCCGAACAACACCAGCGACCGUGCCAAUUACGGCCAAUAAAGGUGAUCAUUUAGUGGAGGUGGAAGGGGUGCAAACAGAUCAAGAUGAGGGCUUCGCCAAUGAUGAUACGAAGGCAACUGAGAUGAGAAUAGAUGAUGAUUAUGAAGAUGUAUCUGCGAUUCCUAAGCCUGAAAACUUUUAUAGCAACAAGAAUGAGAAGGAUGAAAGAACGCUUGUCUUGGAUAGUGAAGAAUUCGACAGAUUCAAGAACACUAUCCAGGACUGCCAAUCUGAGGAACAAAUAAAUGCCGUACAGGAUUCUCUGCAACAGGAGCAAAGCGAGCUUCUUAGAGAAAGAGAUCGCCAGACACGUGCUGCAGCCUCAGUUAGUAACGAGGAAUACACGGACGUGCAGGAAUUACUGCGUCUGUUUGGUAUUCCUUUUAUAACCAGUCCAAUGGAAGCGGAGGCGCAGUGUGCAGUUCUCGACAUUACAAAACAGACCGAUGGCUCGAUAACUGAUGACAGCGACAUCUUGCUAUUUGGUGGGACAAGGGUCUAUAAGAAUAUUUUCAAUCAGGAUAAAUAUGCCGAGCUUUUCUUGAUUGAGAAUGUCAAGCACGCACUAUUUCUUGACCGCGAAAAAAUGAUUGCUCUCGCUUACCUGACUGGCAGUGAUUACACGGAAGGAAUUCACGGUAUUGGUGUUAUUACUGCAAUGGAAAUUCUUCAGGAAUUCGGUGGCGAACCAAUGCAGGCUUUGGCAAGACUCAAGAACUGGUUUGAGGAGGUUAAAGGUGUGGACGAGAUAGACUUUUUUCAAAAAGAUUCAAAGCUAAAAGCCAAACUGCGCACAGUGGACCUUCCCAAGUCAUUUCCAAACCCUCAAGUCUGGAAUGCAUACAUCAACCCAACAGUCGAUCCCUCGGACGAGCCAUUUGAGUGGGGUAAGCCUGACCUGGAUUCAAUUAGAGAAUAUGCUCGUUUGAAGUUUGCUUGGCCAUCUUCACGCACAGACGAAAUCGUUCUCCCACUCAUGAAGCAGCUUAAUUCUACUCAGAAUCAAACCAGCCUUAGACGUUAUUUCACGAACAUUCAACAAACUUCAAACCGUACAGUAUCAAGCAAACGACUGCAGCGUACCGUAAACUUAAUGCGGGCCGGCGUGUGUGGCAAUACAGAGCACGAGCCAUCCGCGGCCAGGCCCAAGGCAACAGUUACACUGACCGGAGCUGAUGAAGGUCUUAGCAACUCUUUGUCUUCAGCUGAUGGUCCUUUGCCAUUGACUGAUGAUCUUGGAUCUGAAGCAAGAAACGUCUCGGGUAUUUCAAGAAAAACAUCUUAUAAAAAGCGACGUGUCCCUACAGUUUUAGAGUUCAGAAAGAGGGUCAAUAAAUCAAAACAAACGACACGUGGACGAAAGAAAGUAAGAGUCCCAACUGUAAGAAGCAGUGAAUUGCCGAAGAAAAGUCAAGUGGCACGUCAUGUAUUAGAUCUCAGUGGCAGCAGUUCUGAUUCAGAUUAAUGGCAUCGUGUUUGCCAUUUGUUUUACCAACAAGGAUUGCCAAUAAUGUAUGUAGAAUUUUUUAAAGAAGUGGUUUACAGGGGAAUUGGUUUGGACAAAAGUUUUUAUACUGUAUUUCAAAAUGG
This is a messenger RNA of Rhopilema esculentum, 3942 nucleotides long. NCBI's taxonomy places the organism in Eukaryota, Metazoa, Cnidaria, Scyphozoa, Rhizostomeae, Rhizostomatidae. The record is from RefSeq and is a predicted model, not a curated record.